CGUUGUGAACAAAAUGCCCCCAAAUAUCCCUUAGCUGCACAAAAUUGAUUUUUAUUUGGCAGUGUUUAGGGGGCAUUGUUUACAUCAGCAUCCCUGAUAAAAAGAACUUGAAAUAAAUUUUAUCAGAAAAUGUCAUCAAACAGUCAACCAGUGGGGUUGAGCAAUGCCAGAGUUGUAAUGCAGCAAUGUCUAUCAGCUAGGCUUCAAGUGAAGCCACCCUCAGACACCAGUGAAGCUGAAUAUGUGGAGAUUGGAAAAGGGCUACUUAUCUAUCUGUGUUUUCUGAAAGAUGCAACUGUUGACAUUGUUGACAGAAUGGUGAAGACAAUCCUUGGUGUAAAACUUUCUGAAUCAGAUGAUGGAAAAUAUACUUCAAUUCUUGAUCUCCCUGGUGAUGUACUAAUAAUACCUCAAGCCACACUUGGAGGGAAGAUCAAAGGAAAGCAAAUGCAAUACCAUGGAAAUGUUGCAAAACAAAAGGGCCAGGAACUCUACAGUGCAUUUAUAGAGCAAUGUGAACUAUCUAUGAAAUCAAAUGCUAAAUGUUCGGAGGGAAGUAAAUUACUGAAAUUCGGAACAUAUGGGAAUAGACAAGUUUUAAGUAUAGUGACCAAUGGACCGUACACUCACCUGAUAGAGUUUUGAUAUAACUUGUAAUAUAUAUUUAUCACAUUUCUGGUAUUACAGUUACCCUUAUUAUUCCACACCUCUCAUGCUAGAGGUGAAAACGAUGGUGAGGGGAGGGAGUCCAGAGACAUGAUGCAAGACCAUAUGAUGCAAAUGUUGUACAUGUAUGUAUAAUUCUAUUCAGAUGUCACAGUACAUGCUUGAUUGCAAUGAUUGUCCAUGAUUGCACAAGGGAAAUUACACUUUAAAUUGUUGAGUUCAAAAUUUAGUUAAAAUUGACAAAAGAAAUGAGCUGAACUCUCUGACAAAGGUGCACAGAUGUACUUGUAGGCCUUUAUUUUAUAUCUGAGAUUGUUUAAUCCUACAGACUCUGAUGUAAGUCAAAACUCUUGAUAGUCCAACUUAACAAACCUUAUCUGUUAAUUGAAGGUACUUUUUGCCAUUUUCAUCAGUAUUCUCAUCCUGGAUAUGAAUUGGGCAUUAGACCAAAUGUCACAAAUAAUGUAUAUGAACAAUGUGUUUAAAGUAUUUAUGAAUCAGAUAUUAAAUAAAUCAGAAAAGUAUAA
This is a messenger RNA of Owenia fusiformis, 1193 nucleotides long. NCBI's taxonomy places the organism in Eukaryota, Metazoa, Annelida, Polychaeta, Sabellida, Oweniidae. The record is from the annotation of a GenBank genome assembly.